Messenger RNA from Ceratotherium simum simum (southern white rhinoceros), 3835 nucleotides. It is a transcript of the gene TECPR1, whose product is annotated as tectonin beta-propeller repeat containing 1. NCBI's taxonomy places the organism in Eukaryota, Metazoa, Chordata, Mammalia, Perissodactyla, Rhinocerotidae. The record is from RefSeq and is a predicted model, not a curated record. Gene Ontology annotation, biological process: autophagosome maturation. Gene Ontology annotation, molecular function: phosphatidylinositol-3-phosphate binding. Gene Ontology annotation, cellular component: autophagosome membrane; lysosomal membrane.
GGGCCCCAGACUGGGAGCCUGGGACUGCGGUCACUAACCCUGGCCCUCCUGCCGCCGAUUGUCCCGCAGCUGCUGCCGCCAUGCCCGACUCGGCGCUGUGGGCGGUGGAUCUCUUCGGGAGGGUGUACACGCUCUCCACGGCUGGGCAGUACUGGGAGCUCUGCAAGGACACCCAGCUGGAGUUCAAGCGGGUCAGCGCGGCCACACAGUGCUGCUGGGGCAUCGCCUGCGACAACCAGGUCUACGUGUACGUUUGCGCCAGUGACGUCCCCAUCCGCCGCCAGGAGGUGGCCUACGAGAAUCAGCGCUGGAACCCCGUGGGUGGCUUCUGUGAGAAGCUCCUGCCGAGUGACCGCUGGCUGUGGAGUGACGUGAGUGGGCUCCAGCACCGGCCACUGGAUGGGGUGGCACUGCCCUCACUGCACUGGGAGUGGGAGUCGGACUGGUACGUGGAUGAGAAUUUUGGAGGGGAACCCACCGAGAAAGGGGGGUGGACUUAUGCCAUGGACUUCCCAGCCACCUACACGAGAGACAAGAAGUGGAAUUCUUGCGUGCGGCGGCGGAGGUGGAUCCGGUAUAGGAGAUACAAAUCCCGGGACUCCUGGGCCAAGAUCCCUUCAAAGGAUGACCCCAAGCAACUGCCUGACCCCUUCAAUGACCUCUCUGUGGGAGGGUGGGAGAUCACGGACGAGCCUGUGGGCCGCCUGUCCGUGUGGGCUGUGUCUCUGCAGGGAAAGGUGUGGUACAGAGAGGAUGUCAGCCACCCCAACCCUGAAGGCUCCUCGUGGUCCCUCAUGGACACCCCAGGGGAGGCAGUCCAGAUCAGCUGUGGGCCCCACGACCUCCUGUGGGUCACGCUCUGGGAAGGGCAGGCCUUGGUCCGGGAAGGAAUCAACAGGAACAAUCCCAAAGGAAGUUCCUGGUCCGUAGUGGAGCCUCCCACAUCUGAAAACGGGAUCAUGCACGUCGCAGUGGGAGUUGGCGUGGUCUGGGCCAUCACCAAGGACCGGAAAGUGUGGUUCCGCAGAGGCGUCAACUCUCACAAUCCCUGUGGCACCAGCUGGAUCGAGAUGGUUGGAGAAAUGAUGAUGGUGAACGUGGGGCUGAACGACCAGGUCUGGGGCAUCGGCUGUGAGGACCGGGCCGUGUACUUCCGUCAGGGCGUCACCCCGAGUGAGCUCAGUGGGAAGACGUGGAAGGCCAUCGUCGCCAGCCGAGAGUGUGACCGGUCGCACUCUGGCAGCUCGUUGAGUCUCCUCAGCGCUGGCUGCUUCUUUGGUGAUGAGGUGAGGGGCAGUGGCGAGUCCUGUGUGCCAAGUGACACGGAUGCUUCCUCGGACGCCGAGAGACCGGGGCCUGACCCGCCUGUCCCUGCAGAGUCUCUGGACUGUCCCAGGAACCCCAAGGACAGCUUCGCAUCCGGCCCAGGCACCAGCAGGACUGCAGAGCAUACUGUGGAGGUUGCCAGCCCGGCCACUCAGACCCCCAGGCCCGAGCCUCGCCCUGGCCCAGCCUCCACCCCAGCUGAGCUGCCCUGGACCAAUAUUGACUUGAAGGAGCCCAAGAAAGCGCCCAGCUACUCGGCUGCAGGCUUUCCUGAGACCACCGGCCUCUCCUCACUGGAGGUCCUCCCCCUAGGCUUGGAAGAGCCCUGCAGUGCCGACGACCGCCCCCUAUGGGCCUGGGUGUCAGGAGGAGGCUGUGCCGUGGAGGCCCACUCUAUGCUCAAGUGGUUCUCCGUGCAUUCGGGCCUGUCCGCCUCAGUGCAGAUGCUCUCCCUGUCCAUCACGCCGGCCCAGACCGCCGCCUGGAGGAAGCAGAUCUUCCAGCAGCUCACGGAAAGGACCAAGCGGGAGCUGGAGAACUUCCGACACUACGAGCAGGCCGUGGAGCAGUCGGUGUGGGUGAAGACGGGGACCCUGCAGUGGUGGUGCAACUGGAAGCCCCACAAGUGGCUGGACGUCCGCGUGGCGCUGGAGCAGUUCACGGGGCACGACGGGGCCCGGGACAGCAUCCUCUUCAUCUACUACGUGGUCCACGAGGAGAAGAAGUACAUCCACGUGUUCCUCAACGAGGUGACAGCGCUGGUCCCCGUGCUCAAUGAGGCCAAGCACUCCUUCGCCCUCUAUACCCCCGAGAGGACCCGGCAGAGGUGGCCUGUGCGUCUGGCUGCCGCCACUGAGCAGGACAUGAACGACUGGCUCGCCCUGCUCAGCUUGUCUUGCUGUGAGAGCCGGAAGGUCCACGGACGCCCCUCCCCACAGGCCAUCUGGUCCAUCACCUGCAAGGGAGACGUCUUCGUGAGUGAGCCCAGCCCCGACCUGGAGGACCCCGCACACCUGCUACCCUGCGACCAGAUGUUCUGGCGGCAAAUGGGAGGCCACCUGCGGGUGGUGGAGGCCAACAGCCGGGGCGUGGUGUGGGGCAUCGGCUACGACCACACGGCCUGGGUCUACACGGGCGGCUACGGCGGAGGCUGCUUCCAAGGCCUGGCCAGCAGCACCAGCAACAUCUACACACAGUCAGACGUGAAGUCCGUCUACAUCUACGAGAACCAGCGCUGGAACCCCGUCACAGGCUACAGCAGCAGGGGUCUCCCCACCGACCGGUACAUGUGGAGUGAUGCCACGGGGCUGCAGGAGUGCACCAAGGCCGGCACGAAGCCCCCGUCCCUGCAGUGGACCUGGGUUUCUGACUGGUCCGUGGACUUCAGCGUUCCUGGGGGCACUGACCAGGAAGGGUGGCAGUACGCCAGUGACUUCCCUGCCUCAUACCAUGGGUACAAAACCAUGAAGGAUUUUGUCAGGAGAAGGUGCUGGGCCAGAAAAUGCAAGCUGGUGACCAGCGGGCCCUGGCUGGAGGUGGCCCCCAUCGCCCUCGGGGACGUGUCCAUCAUCCCCGAGAGCCCGGGCGCCAGUGGGAAUGGGCACAGCAUUGCGCUCUGGGCCAUCAGUGACAAAGGGGACGUGCUCUGCCGCCUGGGUGUGUCCGAGCUCAACCCCGCGGGCUCCUCUUGGCUGCACGUGGGCACCGAUCAGCCCUUUGCCUCCAUCUCCAUUGGGGCCUGCUACCAGGUGUGGGCUGUGGCGAGGGACGGCUCCGCCUUCUACCGGGGCUCUGUGUCCCCCUCCCAGCCAGCUGGUGACUCUUGGUACCACAUCCCAUCCCCACCCAGACAGAGGCUGAAGCAGGUGUCCGUGGGGCAGACGUCCGUCUACGCCUUGGACACAAACGGGAACCUGUGGUAUCGCCAGGGGGUCACGCCCAGCUACCCGCAGGGCUCCAGCUGGGAGCACGUGUCCAACAACGUGCGCCACGUGUCCGUGGGGCCCCUGGACCAGGUCUGGGUUAUCGCCAACAAAGUCCAGGGGAGCCACAGCCUGAGCCGGGGAACCGUGUGUCACCGCACGGGCGUGCAGCCCCACGAGCCCAAGGGGCAGGGCUGGGACUACGGCAUCGGGGGGGGCUGGGAUCACAUCUCUGUCCGGGCCAAUGCCACCAGGGCCCCCAGGAGCGCAUCCCAGGAGACAGCCGGCGAGCGGAGCGGGGAGCAGGGUCUCCCCAGCAGGCCUGCACAGGUGGCGGGUUCCCUGCAGGGUCUCUCCCUCGGCCCCAUCUGCUGCUGAGGCUGCCUCUCCUCCCCUGGAAGCAGGAGUGGUGCCCGGUUUGAAGGAUCAGGGCUGAUACGUGAGGCUUCUCGUGCUGAAAUGUGGAUCCUCAAGACUCAAGAGGGAACCUGGCCUGAGGUCAUGGCCACCUUGGAGGCACUAGCUGAGAAAGCCCCGAAAUGUGAAGCUUUAUGGACGCCCCCGCACAUGUCCCUGGUCUGUGACAU